Dothidotthia symphoricarpi CBS 119687 is the source of this 2338-nucleotide messenger RNA. Its product is annotated as DNase I-like protein. Lineage: Eukaryota; Fungi; Ascomycota; Dothideomycetes; Pleosporales; Dothidotthiaceae. The coding region runs from base 440 to 2260 and encodes 606 amino acids. The transcript has 4 exons. The record is from RefSeq and is a predicted model, not a curated record. Gene Ontology annotation, molecular function: catalytic activity.
GCACACGUGUAUUAUCUUCGCGAUGUGGUUGAUAGGAAAGAACCUUAAAUUUCUCGGCGCCCACCGUUCAAUCUCCGCAUCCCGGCCAAUCAACACGCACCUUCCCCAUUCGUCAAGGUCUAAGCCGUCUUCGUCUAGCGCUCUCGGUGUUGUGGCGCGUGCAUCCGCCCAAUGAGUAGAAUAAGCAACAGUCGCGCCUCCGAUAUCCACGUCGCAUCCUGGAGUGGUGAGCCAAAACGAACUAUGGACGGUCGACAGGCCAGGAACAGGGCAAGCGUAGUGACACCGAAUGGUGUGGAUGAAGAUGGGGUAUCUAGGCAAGACUCUGGGCAUCGUCAUGAGAGGACCUUGUAUAAGAGCUCGCAGAUCCGCGUGUAAUUGAUCGAUAGACGGUAGAGAUUUAUCUUCGCUCUCGACUUUCGUUACAUCACGACUUGCAAUGGCGACGCUCUUUUGUCUCCUCGCCUCCGCGGCUUUUGCCUCAGCAACCACCAUCGCCGAGAUCAACGGGCCCAAGUUUUUGUCUCCUCUCAGCGGCCAAAAUGUGACCAGCGUAACUGGUGUCAUUACCGCGAAGGGUCCCAAUGGGCUAUGGAUCCGCUCCACGACGCCCGACCGUGAUGCGCGCACUUCAGAGUCUCUGUACGUCUUCGGUCGUACGUUCGGCGCGAACUUGACUGUUGGCGACGCGAUCUCCGUGGGCGGAAGGGUAGUCGAGUACCGGUCGUCCAAGGACUAUCUCUACUUGACCGAGCUCUCAAAUCCAGUGUUGGAAAAUAAGAUUAGCGGUGGGAACAAAGUGACGCCGCUGGUCAUUGGGAAGGAUACAUCAAGCCCGCCAACCGAGCAGUUCAGCAGCCUUGACGGCGGAGAUGUUUUCGCGGUACCGAACAACCAGUCGCUAGUCAGUGUUGCGAAUCCAGCGUUGGAGCCUAAGAAGUAUGGAAUGGACUUCUGGGAGAGCUUGUGCGGCGAGCUGGUCACUGUAAAGAAGCCUACAGCGCUCACAAAGCCGAAUACGUAUGGCGAUACGUGGAUUGCUGGAGACUGGAAGGUCACUGGUCACAACGACCACGAUGGACUGACCAUGACCGAGAAAGACGCGAACCCGGAGGCCAUCCAAGUCGGUACUCCUCUCGACGGUACCAAGAACCCCACCAACACUCGCAUGGGUGACGACCUUGCCGAGAUUACCGGCAUCGUCACAUACGCAUUCGGUUUCUAUCAGAUCCUGCCCACGACCGCCAUCAAGGUCACUAGUGUCCAGAAGCCCGCGUUGCCCAACCCAACCAAGCUCGAAUCAAACGGCAAGUGCGACGGGGUCACUUUUGGCGCGUACAACGUCGAAAACCUGGCACCCACCUCUGCUCACCUGCCUUCCAUUGCCAGCCACAUUGUGAACUAUAUGAACAGCCCGGACCUGAUCUUCGUACAAGAAAUUCAGGAUAACAAUGGCCCCACAAAUGAUGCGGUUGUGUCCGCCAAUUUGACCCUGAGCACCCUUACCGCUGCCAUCUCCGCUGCCGGAGGACCCAACUACACCUUCACUGACAUCGCGCCCGUUGAUGACCAGGAUGGCGGCCAGCCGGGUGGAAACAUCCGAACAGCUUACCUGUACAAGCCUUCUCUCAUCCGCCUCUUCAAGCCCAACCCAGGAAGCUCCACCGACGCGACAUCAGUCGUUGCUGGACCUGCUCUGAGCCUUAACCCCGGUCGUAUCGACCCUGCGAACGCAGCUUGGAGGGCUAGCCGCAAGGCGCUCGUCGCACAAUGGCAGGUGAUUGGCAAGAAGAACACGCUUGACACUUUCUUCACUGUCAACGUGCAUUUCGGAUCGAAGGGUGGUAGCAGUUCGAUCGAGGGCGACGCGCGCCCUCCUGUGAACGGUGGCGUGGAGGACAGACUCGCACAGGCGACACUAACGGCCAACUUCAUCAAGGACAUUCUGGCGCAAGACAAGAACGCCAAGGUCAUCACGGCGGGCGACUUCAACGAGUUCACCUUCGUGAACCCGCUCACACAGUUCCAGUCCAUCUCCGGGCUGAAAGAUAUGGACGCCGCGGCUGGCAUCGAGAAGAAGGAGCGAUACACCUACCUGUUCGACAUGAGCGCACAGGAGCUCGAUCACAUGUUUGUGUCGGAUGCGAUCGCGAAACGAUCUCCCAAGUACGAACACAUCCACAUCAACUCGUGGGUGGAGUACAGCGCGCAGAUCAGCGACCACGAUCCGUCGGUAGCACGUAUGAAUGUUUGUGCGUAAAGAGAGUGUAGAGAGUGUAGGGACGAUGCGUAGAAAUGACGACAUAUUGAUGAAUUGAAGCAAAUAAAGAAAGGAUGA